AUGUCAUUACUUGGGCCUAACAAAAAACAGCAAAUAACUGCUGAAGCAAUUAGAGAAGAGUUUAAAUAUAUUCAAACAUUAUCAGAUUUAUUUGCUGUACUACAAGACAAAUACAUAUCUUGGUUCAACUAUAAACUUAUGAUAAAACUUGUUGAAGUAUUUCUACCCAAAAAUCGUUUGUUAAAGAGGACUUGGUCGUCAUAUGAAGAGAAGUUAAAGGAUUAUUUUAUAAACAGUGGUGGACUAUUGAAAGAUGCUGAUGCUGUACAGUUUGGUGUAAAAGGUGUUCCUCCUGGUACACGAGUAAUGAUUGCUAAAGUUGACAGAGAUGACUACACACUGGAUGACAUAUUCUUCUUUCGUAGAGCAAUACCAAAAGGUUUGGAUAUUCCAGAAUAUGAUCUUUACUUCAGUUUCGUCUAUGAUGGUUCUCUCUGUUUGGGUUACCUCAUUCCUGAGUAUCUUUAUUCUUUAUUAUUUCCUCUAACUACAAAGCUACAGCAACAGUUAGCUAGUAUUGGUAUCACUGAACUAACAUGUGGUGAAGAUAAAUAUGAUCUAAGAAAGUUAUCAAUAGAAGAGGUUAAGCACUCAUCCACUGAUAUUGGUACAGGUGCUCAUAAUGUAGUACAGAAUACUGCUCCUCCUCUGCAAUCAUCAACUCCUAAACCACUAGCAAGAUCGUUUUCAUAUUUAUCACCAGCACCACCACAGUCUCCCCCUCCUUCUCCAUCAUUCCAUCAGACCACACCUCCUUCACCACACCCACCUUUACAGGUAUCCUCAUCUCUGAGUGAAUUACAGUUGAAGAGGCUGAAGGUGAUGGAUGAGAUCUGUGAUAUAUUGAGUGACAUACCAUCAACUAGAAUGACAGAACUGUUUGGACUCUCAGCCUGUUACCUCAAGAAGAAACUGGCAAUGAGGAAGAAACUAUUAGCUCAAGAAAAGGAAUUAAACCGAAAGAUAUCAUCAUCAUCUUAUCUUAAUGUUACUACACCACAAUCAGCUGAUUCAGCUCCACCCACCAAUCAAUCACUAGCCCCGCCCGUUACUAACACCUCAUGGUCUAUAGCCACACCCACUUAUCACACAUCAGGGGCGGAGUCACUCGUUCCCCCACCCACUCAUCAAGAGGUGGAUCCAGUGGGUGAUUGGGAGGAGUUUGAUGAUAUUCCAAUGGACAUGAUACCAGAAGUGGAUCCUGUUGAGAUGAUACAAGAGGAGGAGGAGGAGGAGGAGGAGGAGGUUUGUAUUGAUUUAACUGAUUCACCAUAUCCUGACCCACCCACUUCAAUUACUCCAUCAGUUACUCCUUCAUCUUAUAAUCGUCAUCUCAACUUUGAAUCACCGAGUACCUCCACUUCAUUUAAACCUCCAUUUAAUGUCCAGUCUACUCCAUUUAAUGCCCACUCUACAUUUUCAAUUAAUGCCCCAUCAACAUCUACAUUUAAUGUACCACCUCCUACUCCAUUUAAUGCCCAACAUCAACCUACAGUGAGUUCUAGUCUCAUAAAACCCUCUAAAGGUUCUGAGACAGUUCCAGACAAUUCCGCCGAGUUUCGUGGCUCUUAUGAUCACGCUCCCCUCCUAAGGAAGGUAUUUCGGGAGAAGUUUGGUCUCCAGGAGUUUCGUCCGAAUCAACUUGAGGCGAUCAAUGCAGCUGUACUUGGUAAGAACUGCUUCAUAUUGAUGCCUACUGGAGGGGGUAAGAGCCUCUGCUAUCAGCUACCAGCACUGCUACUGGAUGGAGUCACUAUUGUAGUCUCACCACUGAGGUCACUGAUACAGGAUCAAGUACAGAAACUGAACAGCUUAGAAGUAAAGGGAGAGAAGGAAUUAGUUUAA
Molecule: messenger RNA, 1845 nt
Organism: Amphimedon queenslandica
Lineage: Eukaryota; Metazoa; Porifera; Demospongiae; Haplosclerida; Niphatidae
Product: Bloom syndrome protein homolog
Exons: 6
Coding region: 1-1845 (614 amino acids)
Biological process (GO): double-strand break repair via homologous recombination
Cellular component (GO): chromosome; cytoplasm; nucleus
Molecular function (GO): nucleic acid binding; four-way junction helicase activity; 3'-5' DNA helicase activity
Source: RefSeq, a predicted model, not a curated record